Haliotis rufescens (red abalone) is the source of this 952-nucleotide messenger RNA. RefSeq lists its product as uncharacterized. Lineage: Eukaryota; Metazoa; Mollusca; Gastropoda; Lepetellida; Haliotidae. Bases 103 to 792 code for a protein of 229 amino acids. The transcript has 6 exons. The record is from RefSeq and is a predicted model, not a curated record.
CCUGCAUUCAACGUCGUCACAGUCAGAAAGCCAGAAAUUAAAGGCGGAACUUAAAUAAACCUGGACUUUCGGUUUUUGAGGAGAAAGUACGAUUUUACAACAAUGUUCAUACAUCUCCUUGGUCUCCUCACCCUGUCGUUUCUUCCCUGGUCGGUUCUCGGCUCCGAUGAUGAUAGAGACGCCCGGCUGUACAGAGUUGACAUCACCCUUCCGCCUAAAGAGGGGAGGGACGAGACGGCAGACAUAUUGCAGAUAAAUGCAACAGUGGAGGGUCUAACUGACAUUGAAGUUUUGUUUUCGUUUAAGGAAGUCGGGAACCCAAAGGUAUUGCUGGUUAUUGAUGUUGAGAAAGCGUGCAGCUGGCCACAGUUGACAAGCUUUCUGUCACGAAAGGGCUAUGAGGUGAAGACGACCCCAGUGUACCGCUGCAGUGACUACGCCCAGGAACUUGGGGUCAAUAUGUCCAGAGACAUAUAUGAUUCCUCUCUCAAGGAUGAUGAGGACUUACUUCUUGGCAGGCAGAUAUUUCAAGUCAAAGAUUUAACAACAGCUGAGUUCAACGAGAAGAUGAAACAGAUGUUUGUAAGGGAAAAGGGCAUCUUGGAAGCAGGUCAACGGGGGGCAUGUUUCAGAUCUCUAGCAAGCCUUCCAGUUGAGCUGAUACACUUCGGCCCAGUUAGUCCGAGCAGAAUGGACACGAUGGAGGAAACCUUACGUGGCCCUGAGACCUUUGACAUGGAAUUGAGUCGAAUGCAGAACCUGGCUCAUUACUCGCAAGGGUGCCAGAAAUAAGAUGUACCUUCCAACACAACCUUUUUUUUGUCAAAUUGACAGAAUAAGGAUAAAAUAUAAGGAUCCACUAAAACCGAUAGAUCUUGAAACCAGAUUAUUCAACAGAAAUACAUUUAAACCUGUACACAUAUUUAAUUGUAUGUAAUCAUCUUUGGCUGAA